AUGCUCCCUCUUGGAGCAGAGGCCCAGGACUGGCUCUUGGACAUGCAACUGACAGGCAAGGUUGUGCUGUCCGCUGCCGCGCUACUCCUGGUGACUGCUGCCUACCGACUGUACAAGUCCAGGCCUGCCCAGGCCCCCCUUGGAAGUGGAUACACCGAGGCUGAAGGCAGAGAGGAAGCAGAUGGCUCAGGGCCACCUGCCAUCCAGGGGGGCUCUCCCAUGGUACUGCAGAUGAGGCCAAGACGUCGGAGGGCCAACGAGGGGGCUAGAGCCCCACUGGACUGUAGUGGGGAGAUUCGUGGGGACUCCCGUGUCCCAGCAACGGCAGUGACAGUCAGAGAUGGGGAGCCCAAGAGGAGAGACACCAGUGAAGAGGGGGCUGGGCAGUGCCCAGACUCUGGGCAGUUUCCUCCUCCCUGCGGGGCCCAGGAAGCCGGAGCAGCUCUUGGUGGUAAGCCCUAUCCUCCCCGCCACCGCCAAUUGGGCAGUGAACCCAAAAGCUCCCCACCUGGACUCGCUACAGGGAACAGGAGCCUUGCAGGUGGUGAGCCUGCCCCAUGGCGGGACUGUGGCCCCCCGGAGCAGCCUGUGGUGGGGGAGCUGGGCUCUCCCCAUCAGCGCUGGCUGGCCCACACGGAAGGCGGCAGUGACAUGAACAGGAGUUGGGUCUUGACCCGCGUGUCAGGGGUUCACAGGGAAGAGGCUGGUGCCCUCCAGGCUGCCUCGGACAUGGGCCUGGCCCUGCAUCAGCAGGAGGGGGCCACCAACACUUGCUACACCUUCUCAUCCAUGGCCCGGAUUCGAGUGGAGGAGAACUUCAUACAGGAGAAGGUGGCUGAGUGCAGGCCCAGGCUGAAGGGUAAGGUGUACGAGUACUAUGUCCAGUCCACCUCUCAGGCCAUCUCUAGAGUCAAGCUGGCCACUAGGCCUGCUGUCCUGACUGAGGCUUCGUCCCCUGUGCCAGGCCCCCUGGGGAUCAGGGCAGUGUCCAGGGGCCACAACGAUGACGCAGAAAAUGGAAUGGAAACAGCUGCCCCCUCCCAGCCCCUGCCACCCACCACCAUACCUGGCUUCAGCAGGAAGGAGAGCCUCCUCCAGAUUGUAGAGAACCCAGAGCUUCAGCUGCAGUUCAGUGGCUUUGGGACCCCGGUUUCCCCUGGCCCAGACCAGGGUGCUCCGCCUGACUGCCCCUCAUCCCUGGAUUCCAGCUCAGCCAGAGGCAGCUUGGAGCCCCGAGUGCAGCUCGUAGCUGGGACCAAUUUCUUCCAGCUCCCGCUCAGCCCCAGCUCAGCUCCGGAUGUCCACCUGGACCUGGGUAAUUGCUACGAGGUACUGACCUUGGCCAAGAGGCAGAACCUGGAGGUGCUGAAGGAGGCAGCUUACAAGGUGAUGAGCGACAACUACCUGCAGGUCCUGCGCAGCCCAGACAUCUACGGCUGCUUGAGCGGGGCAGAGCGGGAGCUGAUCCUUCAGCGCAGACUCCAGGGCCGCCAGUACCUGGUGGUGGCUGAUGUCUGCCCGCAGGAAGACUCUGGCCACCUCUGUCGCUAUGAUGAUGAGCAGGACACCUGGCACCCAUUGGCCUGCCUGCCCACCGAGGCCGUGUCCUGGGGCUGUGCCAUCUGCACUCUCUUCAAUUAUCUCUUUGUGGUGUCUGGUUGCCAAGGACCGGGGCGCCAGCCCUCCAACCGUGUCUUCUGCUACAACCCACUGACGGGGAUCUGGAGUGAGGUGUGCCCAUUGAGCCAGGCCCGGCCCAACUGCCGGCUGGUGGCCCUGGAUGGGCACCUGUACGCCAUUGGGGGUGAGUGCCUGAACACAGUGGAGCGCUACAACCCCCGCCUGGACCGCUGGGACUUUGCGCCACCGCUCCCCAAUGACACAUUUGCCUUGGCGCACACGGCCACGGCCUGCGCUAGGGAGAUCUUUGUCACGGGCGGUACACUGCGCUAUCUGCUGCUCCGCUUCUCUGCCCAGGAACAGCGGUGGUGGGCCGGCCCCACAGGGGGUGGCAGGGACCGCACCGUCGAGAUGGUGGCCGUCAACGGCUUCCUCUACCGCUUCGAUCUCAACCGCAGCCUGGGCAUUGGCGUGUACCGCUGCAGCGCCAGCACUCGGCUCUGGUAUGAGUGUGCCACGUACCAGAAACCUUACCCAGAGGCCUUCCAGUGCACCGUGGUGGACAACCUCAUCUACUGUGUGGGGCGCCAGCGCACUCUUGGCUUCCUGGCCGACCAUGUCUCUCCCAGGUUUUUGCCCAAGGAGCUGCAGAGCUUUCCCUCCCCAAGGGGCACCCUCCUGCCAAUGGUCCUGACCCUACCCACUCCCAACGUGCCCCAGACCAGGGUCUAG
This is a messenger RNA of Loxodonta africana (African savanna elephant), 2352 nucleotides long. RefSeq names its product kelch domain containing 7A (gene KLHDC7A). NCBI's taxonomy places the organism in Eukaryota, Metazoa, Chordata, Mammalia, Proboscidea, Elephantidae. Gene Ontology annotation, molecular function: protein binding. The record is from RefSeq and is a predicted model, not a curated record. The transcript has a single exon. Bases 1 to 2352 code for a protein of 783 amino acids.